Molecule: messenger RNA, 468 nt
Organism: Puccinia graminis f. sp. tritici CRL 75-36-700-3
Lineage: Eukaryota; Fungi; Basidiomycota; Pucciniomycetes; Pucciniales; Pucciniaceae
Exons: 3
Coding region: 1-468 (155 amino acids)
Source: RefSeq, a predicted model, not a curated record
AUGGCUUACACAUAUUUCAAUUCAUCAAUCUCAUGGACGGAGACUCCGGUCCAUGUAGCAAGUUUACCCUCAACUUUGCCCUACCGCUCCAAAACAUCUUUCCUCAAGCCGACUUUAGUUGUUGAGCAUCGUAGUACUCCCAUCAAAGUGCAGUUCGCCGCGAUCAGAAUGCCUUCAGUUUCGAUCUUAGUGCUCAUCAUCAUGGCCUUGGCAUGGACUUCGGAAGCUCGUCAAUUACGCCCGGCGACCAUAGAAGCCAACCGACGGCUCCCGAACAGACUUUGGAGACGAAGGGUGCACGUCCACAACACCGAAUCCUUCGUCAGUCGAGACAGUACCCAAGUCGAUAUCAGCGCCGAGGUCGAAAACAGCUACGAGAAGGAAAGUCGUCGAGUGCAGGACUUAACUGAGAGUCAUGACCCUUCCGCAUUCCAACCAAGCUUUGCACGGGCCAUCCCUAUCGCAUAA